AUCUGCUGCUGACAUGUCAUCUCUUUUUUAUCUCCCCUCCCUCUCUCGACAUUUCCGAAGUAAACACUAAAGACGAUCUCUCUUUCUCUCUCUCUGUUGAGAUCACGAAACUGUUGAUCUCACUUGGCUGUUUCUCUUCCCUCUCUCUCUCUCUCUCUCUCUCUAGCUUAAAGCCUUUCUCUUUUCCCAGAAGCUAAAACUCUAGACUUUUCCAUGGAGAUUUCCAGAAUCCCACUUGUCUAAGUCUAUGUAUCAAGAUUUUGAAUUAUGAUUGAUUUUUCUAGUAUUUGAGAUCUGGGUGGUCUUAGAAAUUUGAAGGCCGUAGGAUGUACGCUGUGGGAAGGCUAGGCAGCUAUAUCUCCCGCGGUGUCUAUACAGUUUCUGGUCCCUUCCACCCUUUUGGUGGUGCUGUGGAUAUAAUUGUAGUGGAACAACCCGACGGGAGCUUCAAAUCAUCGCCUUGGUAUGUUCGGUUUGGUAAAUUUCAAGGGGUUUUAAAGACAAGGGAAAAGGUGGUUAGCAUCACUGUUAAUGGCGUUGAAGCGAAUUUCCACAUGUUUCUUGAUCAUAAAGGGGAAGCAUACUUUCUCAGGGAGGCAGAUGUUGAAGAAGGGGAGUCUGAAUCUGUCUCAUUGCCUUUUUCUUCCGGCGAUGAAACAGAUGAACCGUCUUCUGUUAAUAGGAGGCCAAUGAAGUCCAAAAGUUGCAACUAUGAUGCUAAUAAGUCGAACUCAGUGGGUGAAGUCGAUGUGAGCAAUGGGAAGAUUAUGGCUAGGACUAGUUCUCAAAGGUCAAGGAUAUUUGGGCUUGUUUUUGGAAAGAGGUCGACAAAGGAGGAUAGUUACCAGGAGGGGGUAGGUGGUGCUGGUGUAAUGAAGGUAGGUUCAUUGGAGCGUGCUGAGAUUGCUGCUGACCUGUUGGAGGUGAAGUGGUCUACCAAUCUCGCCUCUAGUAGAUCAAAUAAUAAUGCUUCUCGAUUUUAUUCUAAAAAUGAUACAUUGGACAGUAAAGGUGCUGAAGAGGAUAUGCAGAUUAAUGAUGAAGAAAACCAGUUUCACCCUUCUGUAUUUGAUAAGGAGGAAAAUAGCAUUGAUCGCCAGACAUUGCUAGACGAAACUGAUUUCUGCAACAGCCAAAAGGUCAUCUGUUCUGAUUCUGGCCUUGAGAACCUAGAUUAUUCUGUUGAGGAAGCUAGUGUACAAGUGUCUUGUGUAAGCACGGAGCAACAAGUUGUUGAAACCUCCUCCUUACAUCAAGGUUCUAUGGAAGAGAAAUGCAAAGUAAUAGCCAGCAUAUCAGGAACUAUUGAUGAGUGUAGUGUUGGAAAUUCUGAUCAUAAUGAGAAUGAGACAGGUGCUGUCUCAGGGAUCAGUGGUCCUUAUGUGCAAAGUCAGUAUAAGAUUGAAGCAUGUAGUGAGAAGAAGUUCGAUGAAGAACCAGCUGAUAAUGAAAGGAAUGCUGUUUUACCAGGCGGUGGCAUUUCCAAUGAGGAGACUGUUUCAGACAGAGUUCAUUCUUUUCUUUACUGCGAAACAUCAGAGAGCUCAGUAGUGACAUUGGAUGGUUCUGGUGAACAAACUCAUGAAACACUGUGCCUUUCUGAUGUAGGAAAUGGGAAAGUACAUAUCCACUCUGAAACACUGGUUACAACGACUGAGCUAGUGCCAGAGGUUACGGUUCUCAAGCAAGCUGAGGACAUGGAGUUAGAUUCUGAAGGAGCAUUAACAAUGUCAGAAUCCAAUUCUCAAAUGGUCAGUGUUGACCCUGUAAUUGGUUCAGUGGAAGAAAUGAAGCCACAUAGUAUUCACACCACUUCCACUGUCAGUGAUUUAGGUGAUCAAGCUGAAGAUGAGAGAAAUACCAAGGAUUUUCUCCGAACUUCUUUGGAGUCUGUUGAUGAGUCUCAAAAUUUUUGUGGUGAUAGUGACCCAAAGAGAAGUGUUCCACCAUCGGAGAGUUCAGAGGAUGAACAAUUCCUUUUCAGUGACCUUGAUGAAUUCAAAAUCCAUGAGCCAGAUUGUGUAAAUAAAGAUCUUCAUCACCCAAUUUGUACAGAAAGUGAGGAAGUAAAUGGUUUAUUUAAUGCAAAUAAUGAGUCAUAUUUAAAUUCUAACAAGUUUGAACAGGAGAAUCCAUCAACUGAUCUGGAAAACUCUGUAGAAAAGUCAAGGAUUGUCUCUAGCCCUAUUAGUAUUUACAGAAAUCAUAGACUACCUGGAGAGAAAAAUGGUUGGCAGGUAGAAUCACUACCUAAUAUGUGGUUGCCUGUUGCCAAGUUUGAUGCAAGCAACCAUCGUCCUCUAAGUCAUUCUCUGGACUCAAAUUCUGAAACCGUGAGGUGGACAUCGAUCAAGAAAGAUGAUUCAAGCUGUAUAAGGUCACAUGCAGAUGAAGAACAGCCAUUAGCACAUGACAGGUCUAGUAGUGAGGAUUGUGAGACUUCAGGGAAGCUGAAAAAUACUCUUUACAAUCCUGCUGUCGAGAUAUCUCUUUGCAAACACUUAUUAUAUGAAGGGAUGGGGGCUGAAGCUGCCUCUCAAGCGUUUGAUGCUGAAAAAUUGGAUAGCAAGAAAUUUGGCUCUUUAGGUCCUACUGCUGUGAAGAAUGAUAGGCUUGUAGUCCGAAUUGGUGGCCGUUACUUUCCAUGGGAUGCAGCAGCCCCUAUUCUUUUGGGGAUGGUUGCAUUUGGAAGUGAAGAAAUAUUUGAACUGCAAGGCAUGAUACCUGUUGACAGAGUGGAGAAAUCUGUUGAAGUGGAUCCUUCAAAAGCCAUAGUCUCCCAUAGUGGAAGUUGGAGGCUUUGGCCUUUUUCUUUGAAAAGAACCAGAUCUAGGAAGGCUGUGCAACCGGCUCCAGUUGAUAUCAGAGGUUUGGACGCUGAGAAUGCUGCAGAUGGUACCGUUGUCAGUGAUGAUGAUAAAAAUUUGCUUAAAGCCAGGCAAGUGAAGAAGAUGAUCAGGGCAAUAACUCCAACCUCUGAACAGCUGGCAGCAUUGAAUCUAAAGGAUGGGAUGAAUCAUAUAACCUUCACAUUUUCCACCGCUAUGCUGGGGAAGCAGCAGGUUGAUGCCAGAAUCUAUUUGUGGAAAUGGAGCACUCGUAUAGUAAUCUCAGAUGUUGAUGGAACAAUUACAAAAUCAGAUGUUCUAGGUCAGUUUAUGCCUUUGGUUGGGAUAGAUUGGUCUCAAACAGGUGUUGCACAUUUAUUUUCAGCUAUUAAGGAAAAUGGGUAUCAGUUGCUUUUUCUUAGUGCACGUGCAAUAUCCCAGGCAUAUCUCACUAGACAAUUUUUAGUCAACCUUAAGCAGGAUGGUAAGGCUUUACCAGAUGGGCCAAUCGUUAUUUCCCCGGAUGGGCUUUUUCCAUCCUUAUAUCGAGAAGUUAUUAGAAGAGCUCCUCAUGAAUUCAAGAUUGGGUGCUUAGAGGAUAUCAAGGCAUUGUUUCCAUCUGAUUGCAAUCCAUUCUAUGCUGGUUUUGGGAAUAGAGACACUGAUGAAAUCAGCUAUCUUAAGGUCGGAAUCCCAAUAGGGAAAAUCUUCAUUAUUAAUCCAAAGGGUGAUGUUGCUGUAAAUCGCCGGGUUGACACAAAGUCUUAUAGUUCCCUUCAUGCUCUUGUUCAUGGCAUGUUUCCACCAAUGGCCUCCUCUGAACAGGAGGAUUUUAAUUCAUGGAAUUACUGGAAACUGCCACCACCUCUGAUUGAUAUUUGAAGUUUUCAGCUAGAGUAUAGCUUGACCGUUUGAUACUGAGAUAGAUGGAUGAUGUAUGUGAUCAUUCUGGAGCUGUCCAGGACCUGAUUAGAAUUGAGUUGCGGUUUCUUUUACCCCAUAGAGCGGUCAAUCUUAGCCAUGUAGCAGUUGAGUCAGAGACCUUCCAGCUCUUGCCUGCACUUCUUAAGAUCCAACGAGCUAUGGCCAUCAAAGUUUCAGAGUGGGUAUAUUUUUCAAAUUUCUUUACAACAAGAUUGCCCUGGCAAAUUACAGGUUAUAUGUGAUCAUGGCUUUUGGGGAAGUUCCAUUAGCCUCUUUAACGUGAAGGGCUGGGUGAUUCACGGUUGUCCAAAGUAAUUUAUAGUAUAAAAUUUGCAUAGAAAGGAAAGGAUAGUUCAUCUCAGUUUGUAUGUGACUUCAGGGUAGUUCGAUUUGUAAUUUUGUAUAGUGAAUUCAUGUGAUUCCACAAGCAGUAAAACGUGUAAAACAUUCAUUAAGACUUUCAAUUUCUUAUACAAAAUCAAUCUUCAUCAUUAGUUCAAAGGAGAUUGAGUUCAUACA
Messenger RNA from Theobroma cacao (cacao), 4271 nucleotides. It is a transcript of the gene PAH2, whose product is annotated as phosphatidic acid phosphohydrolase 2. The record is from RefSeq and is a predicted model, not a curated record. Gene Ontology annotation, biological process: lipid metabolic process. Lineage: Eukaryota; Viridiplantae; Streptophyta; Magnoliopsida; Malvales; Malvaceae. Gene Ontology annotation, molecular function: phosphatidate phosphatase activity.